AUGUCGCGGCACAAGCUGUCAAGCGCUGACAAACGCACACGUCACGCGGAUAGAAACAAACGUUUACCACCCUUACCUUCUGGAUCUCGGUCACCACCUGAGACUUUGUUUGAGCCGUCAUCCGAGCCCUUGACUGAUCUUUUGACUAAGCCCUCGACUGAGUCCUUGUACGAGCCCUCAAAACCACCACCUCUAAGGCUGCAUAAGAAAAGCAGUGUCUACGAAAAGCCUCGACAACCCUCGACAUCAGAGAAAGGAGGUUUUGUGGGGAUUUUGAUCAUGACACCCUCAACAAGGAAUGGGAAGGUAGUCUUGUCUAGGCCACACUGCUUAGAUAUCCUUCCGUCAGAACUGACAUCCGCUAUCUACAUCGAUAGCAGUGAUCAGAUGACGGGGCAAACUGUUUUCAUCUAA
Molecule: messenger RNA, 414 nt
Organism: Aureobasidium melanogenum CBS 110374
Lineage: Eukaryota; Fungi; Ascomycota; Dothideomycetes; Dothideales; Saccotheciaceae
Exons: 1
Coding region: 1-414 (137 amino acids)
Source: RefSeq, a predicted model, not a curated record